Molecule: messenger RNA, 1303 nt
Organism: Odontomachus brunneus
Lineage: Eukaryota; Metazoa; Arthropoda; Insecta; Hymenoptera; Formicidae
Exons: 3
Coding region: 667-1143 (158 amino acids)
Source: RefSeq, a predicted model, not a curated record
AUUCCGUAGCGGACUGCCGCAACGAGCGCACGUGUGUCCCCGGGCGGAUAUUGUCGAAUAAAAGGCGAUACUAGCCGUAGCUAAAGAAAGACGUACAGUCGGAAGUAACGCAGAAGUAACGCAAGGCGGGCGCAUCGCACGCACUCACGCACGCACGCACACACCUGUGAGAGCGCGACGUGUAUGCAGUUUUCCAGUCGGCGUUAGCAUCCCGCUCGAUAUCGUACGCAUCCAGAACCUGGAACCUGGUCGGUGACGAGUCACGGGCGACACGUAGCAGCGUCGAAGGGACCAGCGAUACAUCGAUCUACGACGUCAACACUACGUCAUUGGUCACGUUCGCAGUUGGCGCGCACGAGCCGAUAUCGAUCGUGAUUUCGAACGAUUCCCGCGAGAUCGCCGGUAGAGUCCCGUUUCACGUGGGGACCCAUCGUCGUCUGGGGAAGUGCCGAAACACCUGAGGAGAGUCACCGAGGAGGAUCGUCUUCUCUUCUCGGCACUGCGAGCUGUACCGCGCCGGUUGAACUUUCUAGAACCAGCGGGAAAGAGGGAGAGAGGAAAAACUCGCAAGGCGUGCGAGAAGCUCGAGGCGGAACAGUAAGCGCGAAGAACCGACGAGAGGUAGGUGGGACAGAGCGAAAGAGUGUACACACACCGGCGUACGAGAUGGCGUUUAUGAUGCCCGUGGUGAAAAACGAAUGGGACAUUUACAAGACGAAUCGCAGCCGGCGCUCGUCCGAGUGCUCGAAUCCGCAGGCCUGUCGCAGCAGGAAGGUCCGACGAACUAGCAGACAGAACCGUCACGCGAAAUGCGGCGCGCCUGAUCGCCCUGCCAUCUCGAUCCUCAUGGUGUCCGAGUGCUCCAAAUCGGAGGGUCCGUCGUUGUCGACGUCGCCCGGCUCCGACUUUUUGACCUCGCCGGCGCACCGUUCUGUACCGCUGACCUCGCGGCACUUCUCGAGGACCUCUUCGAGAGCGUCCCAGAGCUCUCUUCAGAGCCCGAGCAAGAGCACGGGCACGUCGCCGCCCAAGACCGGCAGCUCAAACUCCCUCAACAAGUUUCACAACCGGCUGGUCGACAAGCUGAAGCGCUCGUUGAAGAAGGCGGAGGACUGCGCGGAGGACCAGCGAAACCUAUCGUGAAACAGUCAAGGGGUUUUGGGCCGGCCGCCCGUGUCCGGCUCGAAACCGAUCGAGAUCCGACGCACCUCGGCACCCGCUACCACAUCCGAGUCGAGCACCAACGUGGCGGCACGCUCGUGUCCGGAUCCGUCUCCAGCUUGGUAGAGAAGAGCAAGAAAGG